AUGGCGCCUGCAACAUACAUCAUUUCCAAGGUCGCAGACCCCAUCUUCGCUGUCGUCAUCGGUCUUGGUGCUGCUGCUACGCGUAUCAAUCGGGAAGAGAAGGAGAAAGGUCAAACGACUCAUCAGACGAUGGAGUCUGCCAAGAGACGACUUGGGCUCAGCAGCCAAAAACCGACGUAG
Truncatella angustata is the source of this 180-nucleotide messenger RNA. RefSeq lists its product as uncharacterized. The transcript has 2 exons. NCBI's taxonomy places the organism in Eukaryota, Fungi, Ascomycota, Sordariomycetes, Amphisphaeriales, Sporocadaceae. Bases 1 to 180 code for a protein of 59 amino acids. The record is from RefSeq and is a predicted model, not a curated record. Gene Ontology annotation, biological process: protein secretion.